Molecule: messenger RNA, 1224 nt
Organism: Daktulosphaira vitifoliae (grape phylloxera)
Lineage: Eukaryota; Metazoa; Arthropoda; Insecta; Hemiptera; Phylloxeridae
Exons: 2
Coding region: 103-996 (297 amino acids)
Source: RefSeq, a predicted model, not a curated record
UCAUUACUUUAGUAUUUUUAUACUAUUACUCACAAAUUUAUUUUACAGAUUUAUUAUUCAUUAAAUUUUAGUGUCAAUUUUUUACACAAUUAUUUCAACAAAAUGUUAUUUCGACUAUUUAUUUUAAAUUUUUGGAUUUUAAAUCAAUGUUCGAGGGUUUUCUGUACUUCAAAUUCAUUUUCAAGCCAACAAUUAGAAUAUAUUUUCAAUGUAUUCAAUUGCAUUCGUCAACAGGAUGGAUGGGAUUUAAAAAUGACGUAUAAUUUGAGGAUCGGUAAAAACACAUAUCUAAAAUAUCAACUAAAGAAUAUUUUAACGGAAAUGAAUAAGAAUAAUUUCAAGACAAAAAUAACAAUGAUAAACGAAAUAAUCAUUUUUAGGUACACUGAAUCUUUGAAAGUAUUUAGACAUAUAUUAAACAGUUUUGUUAAUAUAUGUUACAAUUAUAAGUAUUACGAUUCAACAAAUUUUAUUGAUUGCUCUAUGAAGUUGCGGACAGCAGUACAAAAUUCAAAUACCGUAUUUCAAAAAUUAUUAUGUGCCGUUAUUUUCUUAAGUAAUAUCAAUGAAUAUCUAAAUAAUAAUUAUGAAUUAAAAUUAGUAAGUAUUGUUAACCAAAUGAGGCCAAUAUAUAGUCUGACAAUAAUGGAACUUCAGGAUUAUAAUGAUGCAUAUAUUGCUAAUAAGGUAAUAGAAAGUGUUCAUGGAUUAAUUUCUAAUACAUUAGACAAUACAUUAGUUGAACUUGACAAAAUAAAUGAACACUUUUUACAUUUUCAUUCAAAUUCAGCUAGUGCUACUUUAGCGGUUAAGUAUAGUAUAGACCCGAAAUUAAUAAUAGCUAAGGACACUGUUGAGGAACAUGUGGCCAUUUUAGAUUUGUAUAAUGAUGCAACAAUUCAAGAAGAAUAUGAACUUUUGGGCUUUGACAAAGUGAUCGUUUCUCAUACUAAGAGGCAAAUUGAGGAGCAAAUUUUGAAUUACGUUAACAAUUAAGAUAUAGAAGAAGGAGAAUUUGUACCAGAUUCAUAGAUUAUUAUUAUUAAUGAUAGUAAUAAUAGUAAUAAAUAAUUAUUUUAAUUUAAAUACGACGAUGAUUGAUUUGAAUAUAAACUUUAUUUUUAUAAUAUUACAAGAAAUGAAAAAUUGUUUAAUAAUUAAGUUUUUAAUUAUUUUUUUGUAUGUAGUUUUUAAUUAAAAUAUGAUUAAUAUGUAAAAACCUAU